Messenger RNA from Piliocolobus tephrosceles (Ugandan red Colobus), 2010 nucleotides. It is a transcript of the gene ZNF692, whose product is annotated as zinc finger protein 692. NCBI's taxonomy places the organism in Eukaryota, Metazoa, Chordata, Mammalia, Primates, Cercopithecidae. The record is from RefSeq and is a predicted model, not a curated record. The transcript is spliced from 12 exons. Bases 245 to 1804 code for a protein of 519 amino acids.
UCAGUUCCGGGAUACCGCAGCAGACGCCGAGAAGCACCGUUUCUUCUUAAAAGAGAAACGCUGCGCGCGCGAGGUGGGCCCCUAUCUUCCAGCAGCUCCGGGCCUGCUCGCCUGGCCGGGGAGGCGCAGGCGCAGGCGCAGUCGGGGUGAGGGCGCGUGGGGGCUCACAGGUGGAGCCGGGUCCUCGACCCCCAAGAUCGGCUGGGCGCUGAAGACAUCUUCCACCCUCCAGCCUCUGGUGCACAUGGCUUCCUCCCCGGCGGUGGACGUGUCCUGCAGGCGGCGGGAGAGGCGGCGGCAGCUGGACGCGCGCCGCAGCAAGUGCCGCAUCCGCCUGGGCGGCCACAUGGAGCAGUGGUGCCUCCUCAAGGAGCGGCUGGGCUUCUCCCUGCACUCGCAGCUCGCCAAGUUCCUGUUGGACCGGUACACUUCUUCAGGCUGUGUCCUGUGUGCAGGUCCUGAGCCUUUGCCUCCAAAACAUCUGCAGUAUUUGGUGCUCUUGUCUCAUGCCCACAGCCGAGAGUGCAGCCUGGUGCCCGGCCUUCGGGGGCCUGGCGGCCAAGAUGGGGGGCUUGUGUGGGAGUGCUCAGCAGGCCAUACCUUCUCCUGGGGACCCUCUUUGAGCCCCACACCUUCAGAGGCACCCAAGCCAGCCUCCCUUCCACAUACUACCCGGAGAAGUUGGUGUUCCGAGGCCACGAGUGGGCAGGAGCUUGCAGAUUUGGAAUCUGAGCAUGAUGAGAGGACUCAAGAGGCCAGGUUGCCCAGGAGGGUGGGACCCCCACCAGAGACCUUCCCACCUCCAGGAGAGGAAGAGGGUGAGGAAGAAGAGGACGAUGAUGAGGAUGAAGAGGAGAUGCUCAGUGAUGCCAGCUUAUGGACCUACAGCUCCUCCCCAGAUGAUAGUGAGCCUGAUGCCCCCAGACUACUCCCUUCCCCUGUCACCUGCACACCUAAAGACGGGGAGACACCACCAGCCCCUGCAGCACUCUCCACUCCUCUUGCUGUGCCAUCCUUGUCAGCAUCCUCGCUGGGUUCCAGAGCUCCUCCACUUGCAGAAGUCGGGGUGCAGCCAGAGCUCAGCAGGACCCCUCAAGCGGCCCAGCAGACUGAGGCCCUGGCCAGCACUGGGAGUCAGGCCCAGUCUGCUCCAACCCUGGCCUGGGAUGAGGACACUGCACAGAUUGGCCCCAAGAGAAUUAGGAAAGCUGCCAAAAGAGAGCUGAUGCCUUGUGACUUCCCUGGCUGUGGAAGGAUCUUCUCCAACCGGCAGUAUUUGAAUCACCACAAAAAGUACCAGCACAUCCACCAGAAGUCUUUCUCCUGCCCAGAGCCAGCCUGUGGGAAGUCCUUCAACUUUAAGAAACACCUGAAGGAGCACAUGAAGCUGCACAGUGACACCCGGGACUACAUCUGUGAGUUCUGCGCCCGGUCUUUCCGCACUAGCAGCAACCUUGUCAUCCACAGACGUAUCCACACUGGAGAAAAACCCCUGCAGUGUGAGAUAUGCGGGUUUACCUGCCGCCAGAAGGCUUCCCUGAACUGGCACCAGCGCAAGCAUGCAGAGACGGUGGCUGCCUUGCGCUUCCCCUGCGAAUUCUGUGGCAAGCGCUUUGAGAAGCCAGACAGUGUUGCAGCCCACCGUAGCAAAAGUCACCCAGUCCUGCUCCUGGCCCCUCAAGAGUCACCCAGUGGUCCCCUAGAGCCCUGUCCCAGCAUCUCUGCCCCUGGGCCUCUGGGAUCCAGUGAGGGGUCCAGGCCCUCUGCAUCUCCUCAGGCUCCAAUCCUGCUUCCUCAGCAAUGAGCUCUCCAGCUUUGGCUUUGGGGAGCCAGACUCCAGGGACUGAAAAGGAGCAAUGAGGAGAGGGUCUGCUUGAGAAACACCAGAUGCUUGGUCCCCAGGAACUAAGGCGACAAGAGUGUAGGGUGGGGACAAAACUGGGCUGUAGGGGAGCUAGACUACUUUAGUCUUCCUAAAGGACAAAAUAAACAGAGUAUUUUAUGCAGGCA